AUGAAGUGGCUCUGGCUCAUGGGGCUGGUGGCUGUUGCUCAGGGCCUGGUGACCAAGGUGAGCCUGAGGAAAAGGAAGCCCUUGAGACAAACCCUCAUGGACCACGGCUUGCUGGAGGACUUCAUGAGCAAACAUCCCCCCUCUCUGGCUGCCAAGUACUUCCCCACUGCAGCCACCACCGAGUUCCUGACAAACUACAUGGAUCUGGAGUAUGUGGGAACCAUCUCCAUUGGCACCCCGGCCCAGGAGUUUGCCGUCCUCUUCGAUACUGGCUCCGCCAACCUGUGGGUGCCCUCGGUAUACUGCUUCAGCGAUGCCUGCGCUGAUCACCGGCGCUACAACCCAGCGCUGUCCUUCACCUAUCGCGGCACUACUGCCACCGUUUCCACCUGGUACGGCACUGGCAGCAUGACGGGCUACCUGGCCUAUGACACCGUCCAGGUUGGGGGCAUCCAGGUGCCCAAUCAGAUCUUUGGGCUAAGCAAGACUGAGCCCAGCUCCUUCCUCUACUAUGCACCUUUUGACGGCUUCCUGGGGCUGGCCUUCCCCAGCAUCUCUUCCUCCAGAGCCACCCCCAUUUUUGACAACAUGAUGAGCCAAGGCCUGGUGUCCCAGGAUCUUUUCUCCAUCUACCUGACUCCCGACGGGAAGAAUGGCAGCUUUGUGAUGUUUGGUGGCAUCGACGACACUUACUUCACCGGAAACCUCAGCUGGAUCCCCCUGUCCGCAGAAACCUACUGGCAAAUCAAAGUGGACAGCAUCACCAUGUACGGCCGCCCCAUCGCCUGCCCUUACGGCUGCCAGAGCAUCGUGGACAGCGGCACCUCACUGGUGGCUGGACCUGCUGCCGGCAUCAACAACAUCCAAUAUGAAAUUGGUGCUGCACAGGCCAGCAAUGGCUUGUCCAUGGUGAGCUGCAGCUUCAUCAGCCGCCUGCCUGACAUCAUCUUCAUCAUCAACGGCGCCCAGUUCCCACUGCCGCCCCAAGCCUACAUCCGCCAGCUACAGGACGGCUCCUGCUUGAGUGGCUUCGGGGUCUUCGACUUCCACACAGCAGCAGGUGAGCUCUGGAUCCUCGGGGACAUCUUCCUGCGCCACUACUACAGCGUCUUCGACAGGGCCAACAACAUGGUGGGGCUGGCGCCCGCAGUGUGAA
This is a messenger RNA of Struthio camelus australis, 1156 nucleotides long. RefSeq names its product pepsin A-like. The record is from RefSeq and is a predicted model, not a curated record. Lineage: Eukaryota; Metazoa; Chordata; Aves; Struthioniformes; Struthionidae. Gene Ontology annotation, molecular function: aspartic-type endopeptidase activity. Gene Ontology annotation, biological process: proteolysis.